UCAUCUUCACUCUGGUUGAAGCAGCCUAGAGAGAGAAAGUAGAUAGAGAGUAGAGAGAGAGAGAGAGAGAGCUGCAUCUCCUGAAAUAACUAUCUACCUCCUCGAGCUUCGACUUUGCUUCGCUCCUUCGUUAACCCCUAAUUUUUUUGAAACCCUAAUUUUGAAAUUCCUUGCGAAGAAGUAGCUACAGAUAUAACAAUGGUGGGGUCGUCGCUUGGGGGCGUGCAUGAUCAUCUCAAAUUGGCGAGAGAGUACGCCGUUGAAGGCCUAUACGACACUUCCAUCAUCUUCUUUGACGGUGCUAUCGCUCAGAUCAACAAGCACUUAAUCACGCUUGAUGACCCAUUAAUUCGUGCAAAAUGGAUGAAUGUAAAGAAAGCUCUCUCUGAAGAAACAGAGGUUGUUAAACAGUUGGAUGCAGAGAAAAGGGCUUUCAAGGAUAUUCCUCUGGGUAGACGGCCUCCUUCACCUCCUAUUUCAACUAAAUCAUCAUUUGUUUUUCAACCAUUAGACGAGUACCCAACUUCAUCUGGUGCUUCAAUGGAUGAUCCUGAUGUAUGGAGGCCACCUAGUCGAGAUGCAACAGGUAGAAGACCCACAAGAGCUGGUCAAGUGGGAAUGAGGAAGUCAUCGCAAGAUGCAACUUGGCCUCGUGGUUCUACCAGAGCUGGAACAACUGGUCGCGGAGCAAAAACAGGCGGUUCUAGUAAGUCGAAUGUGGGAGUCCGAGCAUCAACUACCGGAAAGAGAGGCACUGGAUCAGGAAAAUCCAACUCUGGCAAGUCAGAUUCAGUGAAUGGUGAUGCUGAAGACGGAAAAUCAAAGCGUGGACAGUAUGAGGGGCCUGAUUCAGAUUUAGCUGCAAUGCUUGAAAGGGAUGUCUUGGAAACCACCCCUGGAGUGAGAUGGGAUGAUGUUGCAGGGUUGAGUGAAGCAAAAAGACUUCUAGAGGAAGCUGUUGUUCUUCCUUUGUGGAUGCCUGAAUAUUUCCAGGGAAUUAGGAGACCAUGGAAAGGCGUUCUUAUGUUUGGCCCUCCUGGAACUGGAAAGACACUUCUGGCAAAGGCAGUUGCUACAGAGUGUGGUACAACAUUUUUCAAUGUUUCUUCCGCUACAUUGGCUUCGAAAUGGCGUGGGGAGAGUGAACGCAUGGUUCGAUGCUUGUUUGAGCUUGCAAGAGCUUAUGCUCCAAGUACAAUAUUCAUUGAUGAGAUUGAUUCUCUCUGCAAUGCCCGGGGGGCUUCAGGGGAGCAUGAAUCAUCCAGAAGGGUUAAGUCUGAACUUCUAGUUCAGGUAGAUGGUGUAAACAAUACUUCCACUAAUGAAGAUGGAAGUCGCAAAAUAGUGAUGGUUUUGGCAGCUACUAACUUUCCGUGGGAUAUAGAUGAGGCACUAAGGAGGCGGCUGGAAAAGCGAAUAUAUAUUCCUCUUCCAAAUUUUGAGAGCCGUAAGGAGCUUAUACGGAUUAAUUUGAAAACUGUUGAGGUGGCUCCUGAUGUAAAUAUUGAUGAAGUGGCUCGUCGAACAGAAGGAUACAGCGGAGAUGAUCUCACAAACGUGUGCCGGGAUGCCUCCUUAAAUGGCAUGAGACGUAAAAUAGCAGGAAAAACACGUGACGAGAUUAAGAACAUGUCCAAGGAUGAAAUUUCAAAUGACCCUGUGGCCAUGUGUGACUUCGAAGAAGCCAUAAAAAAGGUUCAACCAAGUGUUUCUGCUGCUGACAUUGAACGACAUGAGAAGUGGUUUUCAGAAUUUGGAUCUGCAUGAAAUCCCUUGUCUUAUGAUGUGUACCAUUGUUUGGUGAUUGUUUCUUCUAUUUACUGACAGAGUGCUGAAAUAGAUCUCAUUAUUGUUGUGUUCUUGUGUAUCUACACCCUCAAAUGUAUCAUGUUUGCAAAAUUCUUUGCUCAUUCAAUCUACUCAUAGUAAAUUCAAGACUUUCUUUUUGACCUCUCA
Messenger RNA from Cornus florida, 1956 nucleotides. Its product is annotated as katanin p60 ATPase-containing subunit A1. The record is from RefSeq and is a predicted model, not a curated record. Gene Ontology annotation, cellular component: microtubule cytoskeleton. The transcript is spliced from 7 exons. Gene Ontology annotation, molecular function: ATP hydrolysis activity; microtubule binding; microtubule severing ATPase activity. Bases 199 to 1767 code for a protein of 522 amino acids. Gene Ontology annotation, biological process: microtubule severing. Lineage: Eukaryota; Viridiplantae; Streptophyta; Magnoliopsida; Cornales; Cornaceae.